Molecule: messenger RNA, 6924 nt
Organism: Apis mellifera (honey bee)
Lineage: Eukaryota; Metazoa; Arthropoda; Insecta; Hymenoptera; Apidae
Gene: Col4a1
Product: collagen alpha-1(IV) chain
Exons: 27
Coding region: 269-6058 (1929 amino acids)
Cellular component (GO): collagen trimer; basement membrane
Molecular function (GO): extracellular matrix structural constituent
Source: RefSeq, a predicted model, not a curated record
CUCGCGGAACCGAGAGAAGCCUCUUCUUCUCUGUCCCGAUCCUUUCGGCGGAGGAAUUCUAGCUGGCGUGGCUCGGCGGCCGCCUCCACCUUCCUUCCCUCCACCCGACGUUCAUUCAGAGCCCUCCCUGGAUGGGACGGUCCACACACCACGUCUACUCGGUCCCGGCUUCCCCGCGAUAUUUUGUGACUGCCUGUCGGUGCGGUGCUCGUGUUGUUAGCCUGUGUUCUUCGGCUCCCUAGACCCGUCCAGGAAUAGGGAGCUCGAAAUGACCCGGUUGGGAUUGCGAUUCGUCGCAUCCGCAGUGUUCCUGGCCGGGAUAGCGAGUGGGCAAUAUAAUCAUACGUCAUGGUCGUACAAUCCUCCGCCUGUUGUUCCUCUCGGACGGGGUGAUAUCGGAAAACCGAACAAUACCGAUGACGAUUAUAAUAUUUCACCACGAUGGAAAACUUUUGUUACGAAUAACGAAGGUUCGGAUGAAGCGGACAGGCGGUACUUAAGCAAUCAAGGCCCGACCGACGAUGAUCGAUACGAUUACGGUCAAAGAACCGACGAUUCCGGGGGAGGAUAUCACACCAAUUAUGCCGGCUUCGAUCAAGGAUCGUACAAUCAAGGCCGAGAACAAAUCCCUUUGGAUCCUUACAAUCAAGAAUCUGGCGACACUUACGGAAGGUCUCGAGGUUACGAGGACUCUUACGGAAGAGAGGGGGAGGGCAGCAGAGGUUCUUACGGGAGUGGAUACCGAGAAACUUAUGGAUCAAGGGACGAUUACGGACGCGUAGCGGAUCCCUACGAUCAGCGUGGAUAUUCGCAGCGUGGAGGAGGGGGAUACGGCGCGGCUGGGGAUUCCGACACUUAUCCGAGCAGUUACACGGUUGUACCGGUCCCGGGACAGAUCCCACCUCGGAAUUGCACCGGAUCGGCUUGCUGCGUGCCCAAAUGUUUCGCGGAGAAAGGCUCCAGAGGACCACCAGGUAUAUUGGGACCACAGGGGCCGAAAGGGCAGAGGGGAUUUCCGGGCGCGGAAGGUCUGUUGGGGCCAAAAGGGGACAAAGGUGAACCUGGUCCUCAGGGACCGCGUGGAACGAAAGGUGACAGGGGUAAAAUGGGUAUACCUGGAUUCACUGGUAUCGCUGGUGUACCGGGGGUUCAAGGUCCGCCCGGGGCUCCAGGUAUUCCGGGUCGUGACGGUUGCAAUGGAACAGACGGUGAGCCUGGUGCGCGAGGUUAUCCCGGAGAGGUCGGUCCCCGCGGUUUUCGAGGUCCUCCUGGGCUGAAGGGGCAAAAGGGUCAGCCAGGUUUCGCCGGCAGAUUCCCUGUGGGUCAGAAGGGUGAGCCCGGUAUCGACGGUGUGAGAGGGCCCCCGGGUCCACCGGGACCGCAAGGAGAACACGGAUUUCCAGGAUCGAAGGGCGAGCGUGGCCCACCUGGUCCAAUAGGAUUGCAAGGGCAAAAGGGAGAGAAGGGAAAUAUGGGUCUUGCGUUCGAGGGUCCGAAAGGAGACAAAGGUCAGAAGGGAGAGAUAGGACCUCCCGGAACGCCCGGCCCUCUGGAACCGUUCCAAGGAAUGAGGGAAGAAGUAAUAGCUCCGCAGGGGGAUCGUGGCGAAAAAGGAGACAAGGGUGAAAUGGGGCCGGACGGUUUCAAAGGAGAGCCGGGUCCAAUCGGAGAUCAAGGUAUUUCUGGUAGUCCUGGUAUGAAGGGAGAGAAAGGUCUUCCAGGGGCGCCAGGUAUUCGCGGUAGGGAUGGUUUCUCGGGUCCUCCGGGUCCACCUGGGCGGAAAGGUGAUCGAGGUUACGACGGAUUGGACGGUCUUCCCGGUCGUCCUGGACAGAAAGGUGAACCGGGACGAGACGGGCCAAUGGGUGUUCCAGGCUUGCGAGGACCUCCUGGUCCACCCGGGGGUGGAAAAGGUACGCCGGGUCCACCGGGGCCGAAAGGGCCUCGAGGUUUUCCGGGGCCGACCGGGCCUCGUGGCGCCGACGGAUACCCAGGCGAUCCAGGUCCCAGAGGUCCCAUAGGGCCAGCCGGAGGGCCCGGCUCGCAAGGUAUUCCCGGUCCAGAAGGUUUGCCGGGCGAGAAAGGCGCCAAGGGAGAGCCUGGGAUCACGGGAUUCCCGGGGCCGACGGGCCCACGGGGAUUCGACGGCCCUCCGGGAUUACCAGGUCCGCGGGGAUUGCCGGGAGAGAAAGGCGCCUCGCUCGUGGGGCCUAAAGGGAUGGACGGAGCGCCAGGUUUGGACGGAGAGAAAGGGCAGAAGGGGGAACGCGGUUACGCGGGACCACGAGGAGUGCCGGGCGACGUGGACGGCAUUCCAGGGCCACCUGGCGAGGCCGGCCUUCCCGGCGAACGGGGAACUCCGGGGAAAGACGGGACUCCAGGGUUCUCGGGGGCGCCCGGCGAAAAAGGAGACGCGGGCUUCUGUCUACCUCCUCCCCCGGUGUUUCCAGGGCCUAAAGGCGAUCGCGGUCUGGACGGUACACCUGGGCUUCCCGGGCCCAGAGGCCCACCCGGGGAACGGGGAUUCCCAGGGGAACCCGGCGCAGACGGAUUACCAGGGCCGAUCGGCCCACCAGGACUACCGGGGAAAGAUGGUAUUCCUGGCGCGGCUGGUCCGCAAGGAGAGCCUGGAACGCCAGCGGUGAUUACGUCCAACAUGAUUAAAACGGAGAAGGGCGACAAAGGUGUAAGGGGAGAGGUGGGAAGGCCAGGUCCACCGGGUCCCCAAGGUCCAGUCGGGGAGAAGGGCGCUAUAGGAUUUGCUGGUUUCCCGGGUCCAAAGGGUACCGCUGGUGACAGAGGAUUUCCGGGCCAAGACGGGGUUCCUGGAAGGCCAGGUAUUCCAGGUCGAAAAGGAGAGCGUGGUCUGAGCGUGAAAGGGGAGCCUGGAGAACCGGGCCGUUCGGGUCAAAUAGGUUUGAAGGGUGAACCUGGUUCGUACGGACAAAAAGGAGAACCCGGCCAGUGUCCACCGCUCGAUUUGAUCAACAGCAAGGGAGACAGAGGCGCGCCUGGCGAGAAGGGAGAGCCAGGCCCACCGGGCAGGGACGGGUUGAGCGGUGACAAAGGUUUACAAGGAUUCGCGGGUCCGCCUGGUCCCGCUGGACAAAUCGGUCCGCCUGGGCCGGUAGGGCCGAGAGGGUUGCCGGGUCCGCGCGGCGACAAGGGUAACACGGGUCCGAUGGGUUUCCCCGGGGAACCUGGUCGCGAAGGACCCAGAGGAUUCCCGGGCGCUCCAGCGCAGAAAGGAGAAAAGGGCGAGCCUGGGAUAUCGGUGAAGGGUAGCCCUGGCUUGCCUGGUCCACCGGGCGACAAGGGCGAGAAAGGUCUUCCCGGGCCGCCGGGAAAAGACGGUCCUAUCGGUUUGCAAGGUUUGCCGGGAUUCGUGGGGGAGAAGGGAGACACGGGUGAGCCGGGGAUAAGCGGGUUGCCCGGCACGCCAGGGGAGAAAGGAGAUACCGGUCCCAUCGGGCCUCCUGGUCCUCCCGGUAUCGCGGGAUUACCCGGCAAAGACGGAAACAAAGGUGAACCGGGAUUGCCGGGGGCAGGUGGAAGGGCGGGUCUUCCGGGAUUUCCAGGCGUGAAGGGUGAUCGAGGCGAGCCGGGCAUCGACGGAUCGAAAGGUUAUCCGGGAAGGCGUGGGUUGCCGGGCGCGACUGGUAGACCCGGCCUGGAAGGUGCGCCUGGUAUGAAAGGAGAACGUGGCGAGAAAGGGUCGGCCGGGUUCCCCGGAUUGCCCGGGAUCGAAGGGAAACCCGGUCGUCCUGGACCACCCGGGAUGAAAGGGGACUUGGGUCCUCCCGGCGCUCCGGGCCUCCCAGGUGUUAUAGGAUACGAAGGAUUCAAAGGUGAUCGAGGUCCGCCGGGAUUACCGGGACGUAAAGGUGAACCGGGUCAGGUAUCGGAGAAAGGGCAGAAGGGUGAGCCGGGAAUGCCUGGGAUCCGCGGUCCUCCCGGCAUCCCUGGCAGAAAUGGCGUGGACGGGGCGAAAGGAGAGCCUGGGUUGCCAGGCAUCGGCCGGGAUGGUCUGCCUGGUCCCAAGGGAGAGCCCGGGCCGCCAGGUCGUGACGGUUUGCCAGGAUUCCAAGGACUGAAAGGUGACGCUGGCGUGAGAGGUUUCCCCGGUUUUAAAGGAGACAUUGGACCGAUCGGGGCUCCCGGCGAGCCUGGACUGCCCGGAAUCAACGGAUUGCCAGGUGAACAAGGCGACGUCGGUCCACCCGGAGUUCCUGGGUUGCCCGGUUUGGAAGGUGAAAUGGGGGCACCGGGACAUCCUGGAAUCCCCGGCGCCAAAGGGGAUCGCGGUAUUCCAGGCGCCGUUGGACUUCCUGGUAUUCCCGGGGCGAUCGGCGAGAAAGGCGAUCGUGGACCGCCCGGCCCGACCAUUUCGAUCAAAGGUGAAAAAGGCGAACCGGGUAUUCCCGGUUUACGAGGUGCGCCUGGAGAAAAGGGAGAUCGCGGGUUGGAAGGUCUGAGUGGCUACGACGGCGAGAAAGGGGAUAGCGGCGCGCCUGGUCCCGUUGGAAAUCCAGGUCCAUCCGGUCUCCCCGGUGCUAAAGGAGACGAAGGUCCACGCGGGCCUACGGGAGUCCCUGGAUUGACGAUCAAGGGCGAGAAAGGUUUGCCGGGUAUGCCUGGAAAGCAUGGAAGGGAAGGAAUACCGGGACGACCGGGAGAGAAAGGGGAGCAAGGAUUGCCAGGUUUACCGGGACACAAGGGAGAACGAGGGCCGCCAGGUCCAGUCGGGUUGCCGGGCGAAAAGGGUGAUAUGGGUCUCAUGGGUCCUCCCGGUUUAACGGGUCGCGAUGGCCAACCAGGCGUCAAAGGAUUCCCCGGUUUGCCGGGCGAGAGAGGCGAGAAAGGAGAGGCUGGUUUACGUGGACCACCCGGUCCCAUUGGGCAGAAGGGAGAACCUGGAUUCCCUGGGCCGAGCGGAAUAGAUGGAAUUCCCGGCGAAAAGGGCGAUAGAGGUUGGGAUGGCGUGAGCGGGUUGCCGGGUCCGGUCGGAGAGAAAGGUGACAGAGGGUAUCCAGGUCCGGUGGGAUUGAUGGGCGUGGUUGGAUACGUCGGUCAGAAAGGCGACAAGGGUGACGACUGCAUCGAGCCACCGAUGGGACCGAAAGGAGAUCGCGGUUUCCCCGGACCGGUCGGCCCGCCAGGACCACCGGGAGAGAAAGGAAUUCCAGGCCCGCCAGGGUUCCCGGGAUCGAACGGAGUGAAAGGUGCGAUAGGGCUUCAAGGGCCGCCAGGGCCCGUCGGUUUGCCAGGUUUGCCGGGACCUGUCGGCGCGCCUGGUUUGCCGGGCCUUCAAGGACCGGUCGGUGUUCCGGGUAUACCGGGAGAACCUGGCCUACCGUGCGAGCCCGCAUCCGACUAUCUUACCGGUAUCCUGUUGGUGAAACACAGUCAAAGUCAAUUAUUGCCCGUUUGCGACGCCGGCCACAUCAAACUCUGGGAAGGAUACAGUUUGCUGUUCACGGAUGGCGACGAAAGGGCGCACUCGCAAGAUUUAGGUUAUGCCGGUUCGUGCGUACGAAAGUUCUCGACGAUGCCGUUCCUCUUCUGCGAUAUAAACAACGUUUGCCACUACGGUAAUCGGGGCGAUCGUUCUUAUUGGUUAUCCACCACUAGUCCAAUUCCCAUGAUGCCUGUCCAGGAAUCAGAGAUAGAACAAUACAUCUCCAGAUGCGUGGUGUGCGAGGUUCCGGCAAAUGUGUUGGCCGUACACAGUCAAUCGUUGAAUAUUCCAGAUUGUCCACAAGGAUGGACUGGUCUUUGGAUCGGAUACAGUUUUCUCAUGCAUACGGGUGCUGGUGCCCAGGGAGGAGGGCAAUCCUUGUCCAGUUCCGGAUCCUGUCUGGAAGACUUCCGUGCAACGCCGUUCAUCGAGUGCAAUGGUAAUAAAGGACAGUGUCAUUAUUACAUGAACGAGAUCAGUUUCUGGAUGGCCACCAUCGAAGACAGACAACAGUUCCAAGCGCCCGAGCAACAGACCUUGAAAGCAGGAAAUCUCAGAUCCAAAAUAAGUCGCUGCCAAGUGUGUAUAAAGAACACGUAAAUUCAUGUCAAACCCGCGUGUCUAUUCUUCUCCCUUUUUUCUUUUUUCCCCGGAUUUUUUCCCCCCAUUUUUCUUUUCACUGCCCUCCUUUCCUUUUCUUUCUUUUUUUAUUUUUCUCUCUUCCUUGUUUCUUUUGAAACGGCGACAAUCAUCCAACAUCGUAGAAAGGAAUCGAGUUUGGAAGGAAAGGAUAAGCCCACGAAUAGACGAUCUCGCGGUCUAAAAUUUCGAGAUGAGAGAAGAGAAACCAGAGAAUUUUUUUUUUUCUCUCCCCCCUCCCCUUUUUUAUUAAAUUCCGCCGCAAAUAUUUCGUCCUUAUUUUAAUGCUGCCACCUUUUUUCUUUCUUCCUUUUUUUUUUUUUAAAUAUCUCUUUUCGUUCGUACUUUUAUAUAUUUUUUUUUUUUUUUGCUCUUAUCGCGAUCCCACAGCUUUUCUUACUCGUUCUUCUCGUCGAGAAUGUCGUUUGAUACUCGUAUACUUCACUGCCCCGCCUUUUUAAUCUGCCGUCAACCGCUUUCUUCUAUUUACGACGAAUUCGUGUACGCCAUAAGUUUUAUUUUCAUAACUUUAUUCAAACAAGUGUCUAGUGUACUAUUUCUCUAGCAUGUAAAAUAAUAAUAUAUAUAUAUGAAAAAUUUAUUAUAAAUAUUACAUGUAUAUUUAUAUAUAUAUAUAUAUAUCUCGUAAAUCUUGUAUGAAAAGUUAAGUUCACUUCGUACCACUACGGACACUGCCCAUACCCGAUAUGGCACACUUUACAUAUUGUAUAUUAAUAUAAACGAACUUAGCCUGGUAAUUGUGUGAAACCAAAUAUUUAAGUGAAUAGGUAUUUUGCUACUGUAGCUAAUAAAAUUCUAUUUUCAAA